AUUCUUGUGACUGCCCGUAGGACUUCAUGACAUCUUGUCGGCUGAAUAGCUUAUACCGGACAGGGCCGAGUAUAUCCCAUCACUUGCUCCUCACAAACACCCACGCCAAUGUUGAAGUCUUCUGAGCCAGCCAUCUUGCUCGAUUAGUUCCCCCUGCUCCGUGCCAGGAUCGUUUACUACGCCUGUGCAGAGAUCUGUUGUUUACAAAAAGCUCCGUUGAGAGAGGCUUGCCGCUUCAUUGAUUCUGUGAAAUCUUGAGGGUAUUUCUAGUCAGAUACUUUUUCCACGGUUCCGAUGCUGGCUCUGUCCAGGUGUCCGGCAGCUUUGAGGUGGGGACUGUCCCUGCGCUGUUCUCCCCUCUCUCUGGGGAGCACGACCAGGAGCAGCCAGCCUUCCACCACAGCCGGGCUCCAGUCUCUAAGAACCCAGACAGCUCUGUUUCACCAAAGUGAAGCCAAUGCCAGUCCUGAUACAAACAAGCCCACUACAGUGUUGUCCUCCGUUUUUGGGCUGGAGGGGGAGCUGUUUGGGAUGGGAAUGUGGUCUUUGGGUCUGGGGGCUGUCGGAGCUGCACUGGUAGGGAUCUUCCUGGCCAACACUGACAUGUGUCUGCCUAAAGUUGCGCAGGCAUCGCUGGAGCACCUUGAAGAAGCUGACCUGCGCUCCACCAUAGAUGAUGAUAAUGUCAUAAAAGCAAAGAGCCUGUGGGACACAAACGGGGCGGUGGUCAUGGCCGUACGACGUCCUGGAUGAUUUUUGUGCAGAGAGAGGUCGAGGCCUCUGAGCUCUCUGAAAUCUCAGCUGGAAGAGCUCGGAGUCCCUCUGUUCGCUGUUGUGAAGGAGAACAUCGGCACAGAGAUCCAGGACUUCAGACUGCACUUCGCUGGGGACAUCUACAUAGAUGAAAAGCAACACUUCUACGGCCCGCUGCAGAGGAAGAUGGGGGGUCUGGGGUUCAUUCGCCUCGGGGUGUGGCAGAACUUCAUACGGGCCUGGAGGUCCGGGUACCAGGGCAACAUGAACGCCGAGGGCUUCAUCCUGGGGGGAGUGUUUGUCAUCGGAGCAGGAGACCAGGGGAUUCUCCUGGAACACCGGGAGAAGGAGUUUGGCAACAAAGUUGAAAUUGCAGAUGUUUUGGAGGCUGUUAAGAAUAUUGUGCCAGUUAAAUAAUUCAUUUUUUAGACAUUAAACACUGUUUUUAGAUCAAAGCUAGAAUCAGGAAUUUGUCCAUCACUGAAAUACCAAUAAUAUAACAACAUUUAAGUCUGUGUUGUAUGAUGUUACAAUAUAUUUCUUCAUUUGCACAUUCAUUUGCUGUUUACUGUUGGUUAUGAAAGCAAAGCUGUGAAAUUCAGGACAGGUACAAUAUUAUCACUUAUUGUUUUUGUUAAUCUCUGCAGACACCUUCUGCUUUUGAGAUGGGCAAUAAAAACAGGUAGUAAGGGACUUAAAGGCAGCAUUUUCAUUCAGGUACAUCAGCCACUCAAAGACACUUGAAAUCUGAACUAAAGGCUGGGUUGCACAUUUGAUUAAUUAUUCUAUUAGCGGCGUUAGCGGUACAUUCAUAACAAUGUUCCUGUGUCAUUAUUUGUUUGCUUCUCCUGGUCAGGCACCACAAUGGGCCUCCAGCAUGGCAGACAAGUGUAUGUGUAGCCUGUGUGUGUGAUAAUGACAACUUGACUCUAAACUCGACAGAGAGGAGCAGGUUUGAUGCUCAAACACACACAGGCUCAGCCACUGGCACCAUGUUAAGGAGUGUUUGUGUUGCCUGGAGCAUUUGUGUGUGACUGAGAGUGUGUGGAUCUGUAGAUGUUGCUUCAGAAAAUGAAAGUAAUAAAUAAAGAAGACCUCAUCACCAUA
Messenger RNA from Eleginops maclovinus (Patagonian blennie), 1860 nucleotides. RefSeq names its product peroxiredoxin-like 2A. Gene Ontology annotation, molecular function: antioxidant activity. The transcript has 9 exons. NCBI's taxonomy places the organism in Eukaryota, Metazoa, Chordata, Actinopteri, Perciformes, Eleginopidae. The record is from RefSeq and is a predicted model, not a curated record.